GAUCGACGUGGACUUACAGAAGAGUUCUCUGGAAGAGUGAUCGGUCUUUUUAACGUAAGAACGGUUUUUUUUUUUGUUUGACAUCCCCGAUACUGGUAUUUAAUACUACCCAGUAAAGAAGAUUGUCCCAUCCACCGCAUCGGAUUGUUCAAUGAAGGACGAGGGAUCACGUCGUCGUGUCCGACUCCGACGUACGGAGCUGCACGGCGGAGGAGCGGACCUCAUCAGCGCCCUCCCCGAGGAUGUGCUUCUGGAGGUCCUCGUCCGCCUCCGUUGCGCCCGCGCCGCCGCGCGCACCAGCCUCCUCUCCCGCAGGUGGCGCGGCCGCUGGACACAGCUCCCCGACCUCAUAUUCCGCAACGCCACGCUCGCCAGGCUCCUACCGACGCUCACCUCGAUCCAAGCCCGGGUGUCUCUCCUCGACAUCCGCAUCCCUAGUCACCACGGGCUGGAGGCUGCCGCCGUCCCUUCGCUGUUCCAUGCCGCUGCGGGGCUCUCGCCGAUGGAUUUCACCCUGUCCCUCCCGCGCAUGAUGGAUCACGUCGACAUGGAGCUCCCUCGCUUCCACCGCGCCGCUUCCAUCCAGCUGUACGCGGAGAACCUCCGCCUCACGCCGCCAGGUCGCAGCGCCGGGUUCCCAGCGCUCGAGAGAUUGUCCCUCUCGGGCUGCAGCGUCGACCUCGCCGCCUUGGUCCUCCGCUGCCCGUGCCUGCGGGUGCUCUGGGUGGCCCAAGUUUCCCUCGACGACGGCAUCGACAUCCGAUCGGAGUCAUUGCAGGAGCUGUAUGUGCGUGCAGGUUACAGUUCGACAGACCGUAUCAACGUGGAGGCCCCCGUGCUUAAGAAACUGACGAUGCUCUUCCGCACCAAAGACAAGCUCAACGUGUCCAUCGUGGCACCAAUUUUGGAGAAGGUCUCCUGGGAGUGCUCCUCCUAUUCCACGACCACAAUGACUGCUGGGUUUGGUCCAUGGGGCCUCUCGAAAGUGAGCUUACAUACUGCAGAGAGCCUCGGACACCGGGUGAUCACCGGCGCCGGGGAAGACACAUGUUUGCAGCUCUCCAACGUUAAUGUCCUGUCCCUGCAAAUGAAGCCUUGUGGUCUGUUUGAUGCACAGCUCGACUUUGUGAAGAAAAUAGAGGAACAUCUGGUUACCGACUUCUCUGUUUUGGAGCUAAUAAUGGAGUAUGAUUAUGGUAUGAGAUCGGCAGGCCACGUUUUUGGACGAUUUGUGUUCCAUCUACUUGGGUCACAUCGGAUUCGUACUGCUACACAACGGCUUCAGAUCCUCCUUCUGAGAUCAAAGGAGAAAGAAGAAUGUCCAGUAAAUUGUCCCUGUGAUGAGCACAGGAACUGGAGAAGCGAAAAUAUCUCUCUGAUCAAUCUUGAAGAAGUGGUAAUCGAUGGCUUCGAACCGGAGGAUCAUGAGUUUGAUUUCUUGAAAGCGAUAUUCAGAUGUGCACCGAUGCUUAAAAGAAUGGCCGUGGGCACAUCGUAUAAGGUCACAACAAGUAACAACUGGUGCACGGAAUUAUAUGACAUCUUCAAGGCUUAUCCUUUGGUGGAAUGCAAAUUAAUGCGACAUUGAUCUUAGUUUUGGUAAGAAGGUAUUGCAUGAAUUUUUAGUAUGCUUCUAGAUGCAACGAUUUAAUUUAUCUUUGGACAGUUUUGUCGAAGCCUUGAUCAUAGGAUCACUUAUCAUGUAUCACUGGCAUCAGCUGUUUUGCUUUUUUUCACCGGUUGAUCUUUGUAUCAACCUUAGCGGAUCGUUGAAAUGUAAUAAGUGUGAUGUUGAUACUCUAAAUAAAGUAAUAAAGAAGCCAUAUGCAUCAUUUUGAUGCAGAGGCUGGGGUAUCCCCCAUUUCGAAAAAAGUUCUGUCAA
Messenger RNA from Lolium perenne, 1882 nucleotides. RefSeq lists its product as uncharacterized. Lineage: Eukaryota; Viridiplantae; Streptophyta; Magnoliopsida; Poales; Poaceae. The record is from RefSeq and is a predicted model, not a curated record. Gene Ontology annotation, molecular function: protein binding.